AUGCAUCCGAACCCCGUCGUGGUGGUCACCGGCGCCUCUAGAGGGCUGGGCCUCGCAGUCGCUCAGAUCCUACUCGGCUUCAAUGCUGUUGUGGUUGCGAUAAAUCGCUCUCGAACAGCCCAGCUUGAUCAGCUCGCGGCUCAAUAUCCCGAUGCGCUCAAAAUCGUACAGUGCAGCGCGACUGAUGCACCGGCGUUCUCCAAGGCCUUGACGUCAGUUCCUGAAGAGUAUGGCCGGCUAGAUGCCCUCGUCCUAAACCACGGCAUCCUAGACCCGGUCGGCCGCCUCGGCUCACAGGAGAAUAGCGCAUUAAGCUGGGCAGACCAUUUCAAUACGAAUGUCUUCUCCUGUAUCACGGCCCUACAUGCGUCCCUUCCAGCUUUGCGCAAGGGUCCCAACGGCGGACGUGUGAUCUUCGUCUCCUCGGGCGCCGCCACCGGAGGUGUGGCUGGCUGGGGCGCGUACAACGCAGGAAAGGCUGCCAUGAACAGCAUCUGCCGCACCCUGGCUACUGAGGAGAGAGAUGUUGUGGCGGUGGCCGUGCGUCCAGGCAAAGUCAACACCGACAUGCAGAGCCAAAUCCGGUCGGGUGGAACCGGUCACAUGGAUCAGGCUGUGUACGACAGCUUUGUGCGUGAACAUAACGAGGGCGCGCUCCUCCCCCCUGACCAGCCCGGUCAUGUUAUUGCAAAACUUGCGUUGACCGCACCCUCGGAGUUGUCCGGUCAGUUCGUUUCUUGGGAUAGUGAACAGUGUAUGGCAUUCCGGAAGCCAUAG
This is a messenger RNA of Peniophora sp. CBMAI 1063, 777 nucleotides long. Lineage: Eukaryota; Fungi; Basidiomycota; Agaricomycetes; Russulales; Peniophoraceae. The record is from the annotation of a GenBank genome assembly.